Folsomia candida is the source of this 2488-nucleotide messenger RNA. Its product is annotated as aromatase 2. The record is from RefSeq and is a predicted model, not a curated record. The coding region runs from base 318 to 1583 and encodes 421 amino acids. The transcript has 2 exons. Gene Ontology annotation, molecular function: monooxygenase activity; oxidoreductase activity, acting on paired donors, with incorporation or reduction of molecular oxygen; heme binding. Lineage: Eukaryota; Metazoa; Arthropoda; Collembola; Entomobryomorpha; Isotomidae.
UACAAAAGCAUAUUACUACAAAUAAUAAUGACUGGAACGUUAUUUUUAUAAAUUAAUAAUUUAGAAACGUUUCGCUAUAUAAAGGAAACGUUUUACAAUAAAAGUAGUAUAACCUUAUUAACAUAGAAAGGAAUCCUCAGCCAAAUUUUGGCACACACUCAGAUCGAGCGCAAUGUUGGCAUAUCUGACAAAUAUAAAGGUAAACCCUGACAUAAAAAGAGUGGCCUCAAGUUCCAUUUUGGUUCAUUAUCUCUCUUACUCUGUCUGUCUGGUCUUUUGCAAAGCAUAAAUUAAAAUUAACUACAGUUACAAGUAUAAUGGUGCUUUUUCCAGCACUAAUAAUUUUAGUUGUAAGCCUUCUCUUCGGUUAUGUUAAGUAUUUUCGUAAAUCAAGAGGCUCAAAAUAUUUUGCAAGUUUCUUACAGUUCCUGUUUCACUAUAGCCCUCAAGUCAAUCCUUUUAAGACAAGUUCUACGAAAAGAAUCAAUUUUGUAGAUAAUUUUAUCUGCAAUUACAAUGUUCGCCAUCGAUUUUGGAUGAUUCCAGAUUUAUGUCAACACAUUUCAAAAAAGUAUGGAAAACUUGCAGAACUUGACCUAUUCGGGCAACGCAUUGUGGUAGUUACAGAUCAUAAAAUUAGUAACGCUUUCAUGACCAAGCACACAAAACGUUUGAGACAGCGGUUUGGAAAUGAGGGUGGGUUAAAGAAGCUCAACAUGUUACACACUGGACUUAUUUGGAAUAAUGAUGUCGCUGCGUGGAAAAAUAAUCGCGCAAUUUUUGAAUCAACGCUGGCAAACGGAGCGAGGAUGUUGGGCGAGCUGAGCGACUCCUAUUUUACGUCCACCUUGUCACCAUCCAUAAAAGUGGGACAACCCAACUCCAUCUUGACUCUCUUGAGGAAUUAUACCGUAACCAUGACAAUGGAAGGGUUAUUCGGCCUAGACUCUUGCAAAUCCCCGUCUUGGCGGGAUAACGUAAAAGCUACGGUGGGAAACUACUUUAAAGCCUGGGAAUUCUUUCUUCUCACCCCAAACACGGAACAACUCGAGGAGGAAGAACGCCACAAAAAAUUUUGCCAUGCAAUCACCUCCCUAUCUCGACAAAUUCUUGCCAGCGCUAAAACAACAAACCAAUCAAAAUUCAUUGAAGAUUUAGCCCUAGUGAAAGCCAACGAUGAAAAUCAAAUUGUUCAAUGUAUCACCGAAAUGCUACUGGCUGGAACGGAUACGUCGUCUCUAACAAUGUUUUAUACAAGCCUACUUCUCACAGACAAUCCGCAAGUUGGGAAUCAAUUAUCGAAACUAAUUAACGAUUCUUCCACCCCUGAAAGUAAUACAAUUGAGCAAAUGAUCUCAAACCUGUACUACGAAUCUAUGCGUCUUGUAUCAGUAGGGCCCGUAAUUUUGCGACAGGCCGAAGACAACAUUUCUCUAGAGGGGCCAGACUUCAAUUUAAAGCUGAAUAAAGGAGACGGUAUUGUUUUUAAUAUUGCCGGCCAAAAUUUGAACGAAGAUCCAUUCACCUGCGCUAAGAAAUUUGACCCAAACAGAUACGACACUGGGGGGAGAGUUAUCCCCUAACUUUUGGCACGGGGAGUAAAUCUUGUGUCGGGAAACCGUUUGCGGAGCGGGAAAUGAAGUUAUUUUUCUCUUGGUUUUUAAAGAAAUGGACCCUCCUUGGGACUACGGAGGAUGUGAUGGGCUUGCUCAAAACGCGGUGGGAUAUUGCAAAUGCUCCCUUGACAGAUUUGAAACUGUAUAUCUUUCCUAGGAUUGGAGUGCAUUUUAUUGGGAAUUGUGAGACUGUAUUGGACACGGUGAAAGAAUUUAGAAUGCAAUUUCCAAGAUUGCAGUGUAUUAAACUGAAUGGGUUUGAUGACGUUGAAUUGGCUGAGGUGUGGGAAGGAAGUAAAAAUAAAUUUGUAAUAAUUUAUGGCGGAUCGGUUCAAGAAUAUGGUAAAGUUAAGGUUCCUGAUAAUGAUUUAAUUAUUUUCUUUGAAAAUUGUGAAGGAGAGAUGGAUCGAGAAUGUGGGAAGGAUGCAAACUUUUUAAAAUACCGGGUAGAAAAGGUUAAAUAUAAUAAUGAGGGUGGGAACAAUGUGAGAAAUGUUGUAGAUAUUAUUACUACCCGUGUUGCAGUUUAGCAAAAUUGCAAAAACUGUUGAUGAAAUAAAUAAUUAAGAUACGGAAAGGCCUUUUCAGAUAGUAACAAUGUGUAAUUUGCUUAUACUUAUUACUAAAUAUUUGUUCUUGCAAUCCUUAAUUGCACACAUAUAUAGUUUAUAGAGAGCAUAUAGGUAUUUAAAUAAAUAUUUUCCUUGUCAAAAUUUGAACACGAUUAUGUCAGAAACUUUCAGGAUUUGCUUUUCAAUAUACAAUAUACAGGUUUUCAUGUAAGUUUUAUCUGACCCCAUACAUGAAUCUUAUACAUGUAUUUAUAUCCUUUGGAAAUUAAGUAUAAAAGUAAAAUAAAAUAAUUUUGGAAU